AUGUUCAAUUGUGUGAUGAAAGGAAACCACUUGGUGUGGAACACUGAAUUUGAGGAAGCAAGAAAUUAUUUGAAUUCAUUGAAGACGAACCCUAGAAUGACCUUUGAGCUCGGAUCUAUUGCUGCUCUCUCAUCGAACAUUUCAGGUGAAACAGCCAUGAGAGAACAAGGCAUGAGUGAUCUUGAGAAUGCCGAACAUGCCUUGAAAAAGAUCAGCAAAAAAGAUGACAUUCUGAAACUCGUCGAAGAAUAUAAGGCAUUGAACAAGAAGUUAAAAGAAGCAUCGGAAGACUAUUACACUCACACUGAAAGAUCACACAAAAACUUUGUAGAAUUAGAAGAAAUGAAUGAAGAACAAAUUCUUCACAAUUUUGAGCUCGAUUUGACACUGUUGAAUGGAGAGACUCACUUGUUGAGAGGCAUUCUUCAAUUUCAUGCAUCCUCUUAUUUGAAGGGAUUUUACAAUUUGAGAAAGGCCUAUUUGAAAUUUAAAGAAGUCUACACAACUGUUGAGAGCUUGAAAGAUGAGCCAAAGACUUCUCCUAAAUUUGUACACAGUGACUUAUUGCAUGGAGCUUAUUUUGGAUUGGGUAUAUUCAAUUUCAUGCUUUCCAUUUUACCUCCAACAUUAGCAAAAAUUUUGAGCGUUUUAGGUUUCGAUGCUGACAGAGAUCAAGGCUUGCAUUUGUUGAAACAAGUGCACGAUUACGGUGGUAGACAUUUGGGCAAUGGUGGAUUCAUGUUGUGCUUGAAUUACCUCUUCAUUCCUCGAGCAUUACAAGACAGAGAGAAGAACCUCCAAGAAGUGUCUCCAAUUUUGGAGAGAAUUGGUUCUCGCUUCCCUAAGAGUGGUUUCUUUAAGUUUAUUCACUCUCACUACGAUAGAAAGGCAGGAGACAUUAAUUCUGCGAUUUCAAAUCUUAAGGAUGCCAUUCAAAUCACGGCAAAGAGCAUGGGCACAAAACCCAAUAACUUUUUAUUUGAACUCGGUGUUUGUUACAUGUUGAUCAUGAAUUUUACUGAAGCAGCUGCCAUUAUGGAAGAUUUGGUCAAGUCAGAAAAAGAAUUUGAUACUAAGGGUAUUUCUUGCAUGCUUCUUUCAGUUUGUAAAUUGAAGCUUGGUGACAAAGAAAGAGCCAAUAUUCUUAUCAAAGACUUGGACAAAUAUGUGUCUAAGAAUUCUCGAAUUGAUAAGUUUGCUCUCGAAAAGGUUGACUUGAUUAAGCACAUCAACACUGAAGAGGAAAAGCAUUUGAUGAUGCUUGUAUCUAUUUUCCAAAUUCUUUACUUGAGAAGAGAUUUAGCGAAUUUAUCUGCUGACAUUGCAGAUCCACUUUAUCAAUUUUUCCUUAGUGUUGCAAAGGAUGUGAAAAUUGAUGACAAGAGCAAGGUACAUGGUGAUAUUGAAUCUGGUAUGUGUGUGGUUAAAGGACAAUUCUUGAGACAAUUAGGAAAGAAGGAAGAGUCUUCUGCCGAAUUCCAGAAAGCCCUCACUUUUGAAAACAAGAUCAAACUCGAAAAGCAAUGGAUUGCCUUCUCUCACUAUGAAAUUGCAGAGUCCUGUUAUCUGGGUGAUGUCAAGACUGAAACUGAUGAAAAGAAGAAGCUCCAACUUUUGCAUGAGGUAAAGAAGAGUUUAGAAAAAUGCAACAAAUUGAGCGGAUAUCCAUUUGAAGAAGUGUUGCAUAGUCGUGCCAAGCUUGCAUUGAAACAAGUUGAGCAUGAAAUUAAGGAAUUAGCUCAAAAGGAGAAAUAA
Naegleria fowleri is the source of this 1755-nucleotide messenger RNA. RefSeq lists its product as uncharacterized. The transcript has 3 exons. Gene Ontology annotation, molecular function: protein binding. Bases 1 to 1755 code for a protein of 584 amino acids. The record is from RefSeq and is a predicted model, not a curated record. Lineage: Eukaryota; Heterolobosea; Eutetramitea; Acrasida; Naegleriidae.